Molecule: messenger RNA, 1899 nt
Organism: Selaginella moellendorffii
Lineage: Eukaryota; Viridiplantae; Streptophyta; Lycopodiopsida; Selaginellales; Selaginellaceae
Exons: 8
Coding region: 44-1810 (588 amino acids)
Cellular component (GO): voltage-gated calcium channel complex
Molecular function (GO): voltage-gated calcium channel activity
Source: RefSeq, a predicted model, not a curated record
GGCUUGAUAAAAUCAACGCCACCACUUUUGCAGGUUUGAGCGAAUGGAGAGCUCCCUCUUGCUUAGAUCCGCCUUUUUAGGAGUCUUGUCUUUGCUGCUAGCAAACGCUCAAGAUAACAUCGAAACAGUGCUGAACGAGACCGACUUCCAGGUCCAGCAAAUCGCGAAUCAAGCAAUCUUAAAUCGAGCCAAUACUUGUGGAAGUCUAUCGGAUUGCUCACUAGACACUUGCAAAAGGCGCCCUUGCUGGCCGCAGUCCAAGGAUGAGAUCCAAAAGCUCUCUUGCGUUCAAGUAUUCCGCAAUGGAGACUGCACGUCUCCGGCAAAUGGAACUUGCCAGAGCUUAAGCGUUUCAACUCAAAAAACAUACCUCAGAGUCCCACCCGAUCAAGACCCGGAGAAAGAUCGAGAUUUUCAGACGGUCUUGUGUGCUCAAAAAUCUCUAGACAAGAAGCUACAACAGGCCUGGAAUAACACGAAGAAGUUUUCCCUUGGCUGGGCUUUCUUUGGAGGGAUUGAAGGAUACUUGUAUGUUUACCCGGGCCGGGACUAUGUCGACAGUGGGCAGUGUGAUCUUUAUGAUCCAAGGCUCAGGCCAUGGUUUCUCAAUACUUUGGCGGUCCAAAAAUCGCUCUACAUUCUCUUGGACACCUCCACUUCCAUGAGCAAUCCCACUGGUGUUUUAUCCUCCCAAACCCGCUUUAAUGUUGCAAAUAACAUCAUUAACCAGCUGCUAAACACUCUCACUAAUGGAGAUCAAGUGGCUGUGUCAACGAUCGGUGGUGAGAAAAUCGGAGCUCCAGUUUCCGUAGUUCUUGACGUCCAGGAAACCUCUUUGUAUCUGGCUGGAAUCUCAUCCCUCAAAGAUUCCAUAAGCAACACAAGUGUUACAAACUCAGCCAGUAACAUAAAGAAUGGGCUGCAAGCGGCACUUGAUUUCUUCAACACCAGCUCCAACUUGAAUGUCAUAACCCUCUUCACAGAUGGACAGCUUGUCAUCCCUGGCAAUUUCAACUUCACCCAACUGAGCCCAGUUUUAGCACAGCUGAACGCGAGAAACGUUGUGGUGUUCGUCUACAGAAUCGGGUCCUUCACGUCCAACGAUGCCACUUUCCAGCAAAUGCAGAGCAGCCUCAACAUGAGCUACGAGGUCAUCAGUGACGACAAAAACCCGCUGCUCAAGAUCCACAGCUACUUCGACUACAUUGCAUGGCUUCGCUUUGUCGCUGUCAACAAGAAACCGAUUUGGGCGAGUCUGUAUGCCGAUUCUGCUGGCCUUGGCAAUGUCACAACUUCCAUCUUUCCAGCUUUUGAUGCAAAUCAACAGCUAAUUGGAGUUGCAUCGAUAGAUGUUCUUACUGAUGGGCUUGUCGCGGAGUUUGGCCAGCCUGCAGUUGAGACAGCUAUAUCUGAACGAUCACACUUUGUUCCUUCACUGCAAAAGCCACUUCCUCUCGCUCAAACACUCUCCAAUGCGACCAUCAGCUGUGACUUCCGUGGUAGCCUGGUUCCAAUCUGUCCAAGAGGCAACCUUUCCACGCCCAUCAGGGAUUUUAUAUGUUGUGGAGCUUGUGCCGCUACAGCCAGUGCUCCUCCUCCUCCUCCUCCUCAUCGUUCCCCAAAGAAGCCAACGGGUAAAGUAAUCGCUGGUAUCGCUGCGGGCGGAGUGGUCGCCGUUUGUGCCAUCUUCGUUUCCGCCGUGUUUUUGUGUCGUAAGUGCCGCAAAUCUCCAACUGAAAGCGAUAAUGACCAACCUCAAGAACCGGACUGGUUGGAACCAACGAGAUCUCCUCUGAAACAAAACUUGUAAUCGACUCCUUCAGAUCUCCAAAACUCGUCUUUUUAUAUACAUACUUUCGCACACAAAACAAGAGCUUUGCUUUAGAACAGAAAGAAAAA